Molecule: messenger RNA, 414 nt
Organism: Rhinopithecus roxellana (golden snub-nosed monkey)
Lineage: Eukaryota; Metazoa; Chordata; Mammalia; Primates; Cercopithecidae
Product: putative FXYD domain-containing ion transport regulator 8
Exons: 2
Coding region: 31-318 (95 amino acids)
Biological process (GO): regulation of sodium ion transmembrane transporter activity
Cellular component (GO): membrane
Molecular function (GO): sodium channel regulator activity
Source: RefSeq, a predicted model, not a curated record
GUCUUGGAGGGGACCAGCUGUGCAGAUGCCAUGGAGGUGGUACUGAUCUUUGUACGCAGCCUGCUGGUCCCUGUGGUCCUGGCCAGUGCAGCUAAGAAGGAGAAGGAAAUAGAUCCUUUUCAUGAUAACUACCAGACCCUGAGGAUUGGGGGACUGGUGUAUGAUAUGGUCCUCUUCCUGCUUUCGAACCUCCAUCAUCUAAGUCACAGAUGCAAGUGCAGUUUCAAUCAGAAGCCCCAGGAUCCAGGAGAUGAGGAAGCUCAGGUGGAGAACUUCAUCAUUGCAAAUGCAAAAGAGCUCCAGAUAGCAAAAAACUGAAGUGCAGCCCACAGAUAGGCAGCCUCUGGAACCGGAAGGUAGCUACUUGAACCUUUAGAUGCAAAUGUCGAUGCUUAAGAAAACCGGCCACUUUAG